AUGAGGCUGAAUCCCCUCAAGUGCGCCUUCUCCAUGGAAGCCGGCAAGUUCCUGGGAUUCAUGAUAACUCAGAGGGGGGUAGAAGCUAACCCGGAGAAGUGCCAGGCAAUACUCCAUAUGAAGAGCCCGGGUUGCAUAAAAGACGUCCAGAGGUUGGUAGGGCGGUUGACCUCGCUAUCCCGAUUUCUCGGAGCUUCGGCAACAAAGGCCCUGCCAUUCUUUAACCUCAUGAAGAAAGGGAUGGCGUUUGAGUGGACGCCCGCAUGUGAAGAGGCCUUUCGGCACUUCAAGGAGAUCCUGGCGGCACCACCCGUCCUCGGGAAGCCGAAGGACGGGGAACCACUAUACCUGUACCUCGCCAUAACAGGUGAAGCCCUGGCCGCAGUUCUGGUACGGGAGGACGGAAAAGCUCAACAGCCAGUCUAUUUCAUAAGCAGGGCCUUGCAAGGGGCAGAAUUAAGGUAUAGCAAGUUGGAAAAACUAGCCUUAGCACUUCUAACUUCCUCACGGAGGUUAAAGCAGUACUUCCAGAGUCACCAAGUUAUCGUCAGAACGGACCAAGGGAUCCGACAAGUACUCCAAAAACCCGACCUGGCGGGAAGAAUGAUGACUUGGUCCAUCGAACUCUCCCAGUAUGACAUACGAUACGAACCCCGGCAAGCCAUCAAGGCGCAGGCGAUGGCGGAUUUUCUAGUAGAAGUAACGGGAGAUCCAAACGAAGAGGUGAGUACACGGUGGAAGCUCCAUGUGGACGGAGCCUCCAACCAGACCUUCGGAGGCGCCGGGAUCAUCCUGAAAAGCCCGAUUGGGGUUGUGUACGAACAGUCGGUCAGAUUCGAGUUUCCCAUCUCGAACAACCAGGCAGAAUAUGAAGCCCUUAUAGGAGGCUUAACCCUAGCAGCAGAAGUCGGUGCAAGAAGACUAGAAAUAUGCAGCGACUCCCAAGUCGUCACCUCCCAAGUAAACGGCAGCUACCAAGCCAAAGACCCUUUGCUACAAAAGUACUUGGAGAAGGUUAAGAGCUUGAGCCAAAAGUUCGAAGAGGUCACGGUCCACCACGUACCUAGAGAAAGGAACACACGGGCAGACCUCUUAUCAAAGUUAGCCAGCACAAAGCCAGGAGAAGGGAACCGGUCUCUCAUCCAAGGCAUGACGAGAGAACCCGCAAUCACGCUGCACGUGACAAGCCUAGGUCCUUCAUGGCUAGACCCCAUCAUCGACUUCCUAGAACACGGCAAAUUCCCCAGUGAUGAGAAGGAUGCGGCGAAAUUGAGAAGGGAAGCGGCCAAAUACACCGUCAUCCAAGGACAGUUAUUUAGGAAAGGGCUCAACCAACCCCUGCUGAAGUGCCUACACCCCGAUCAGACGGACUACGUCCUCAGGGAAGUCCACGAGGGCUGCUGUGGGCACCACAUCGGAGGCAAGGCCCUAGCGAGGAAACUGAUCCGGGCCGGAUACUAUUGGCCUUCGAUGAUGGCGGACUCCAAAGAGUUUGUCAAAAAAUGCGUAAAGUGCCAACAGAACGCCAACUUUGCCAGGGCCCCAGCCUCCGAGUUAAGCUUGCUGACGACCUACCGACCAUUCUCUCAAUGGGGAAUCGACCUCUUAGGGCCCUUCCCAGUCGGCCCGGGGCAAGUCAAAUACCUCAUAGUCGCAAUUGACUACUAUACCAAAUGGAUAGAAGCCGAGCCGCUAGCCAACAUAUCCUCGUCCAAUUGCAGGAAAUUCAUGUGGAGGCAGCAAAGGUUCUCUUCGGUGGAACACCCUCAGACGAACGGACAAGUGGAGUCCGCCAACAAGAUUAUCCUUUCAGGGCUAAAAAAGAGGCUGGACAAUAAAAAGGGUGCUUGGGCCGACGAACUAGCAUCGGUUCUCUGGUCCUACCGAACAACUGAACAAUCCUCCACUAAGGAAACUCCUUUCCGACUAACGUACGGGGUGGACGCGGUAAUACCCGUAGAGAUCGGUGAACCGAGUCCACGAUUACUUUUGAAAGGAGUGGAAGAAACCGUGGAAAAAGACCUGAUAUAUGAAGCCAGGGAAAUGGCCCAUUUGACAGAAACAGCACUAAAACAAAGAAUGGCUCUGCGCUACAACACCAAAGUGCUCAAGAGGGAAUUCGAGCCAAACGACCUCGUCCUGAGGCGAAACGAUAUCGGCCUACCAACCCCCGGAGAAGGCAAGCUAGCGGCGAACUGGGAAGGCCCCUACAGAGUCAAAAAAGUGAUGGGAAAAGGAGCCUUCAAGUUAGAAAGGCUUGACGGCAAAGAAGUCCCGAGAACAUGGAACGCGGGCAACCUAAGAAGAUUCUACUCCUAG
Messenger RNA from Arachis stenosperma, 2319 nucleotides. RefSeq lists its product as uncharacterized. Bases 1 to 2319 code for a protein of 772 amino acids. NCBI's taxonomy places the organism in Eukaryota, Viridiplantae, Streptophyta, Magnoliopsida, Fabales, Fabaceae. The transcript has 2 exons. Gene Ontology annotation, molecular function: RNA-DNA hybrid ribonuclease activity; nucleic acid binding. The record is from RefSeq and is a predicted model, not a curated record. Gene Ontology annotation, biological process: DNA integration.